Molecule: messenger RNA, 1298 nt
Organism: Aspergillus japonicus CBS 114.51
Lineage: Eukaryota; Fungi; Ascomycota; Eurotiomycetes; Eurotiales; Aspergillaceae
Exons: 3
Coding region: 189-1175 (328 amino acids)
Source: RefSeq, a predicted model, not a curated record
CUUUCUCACAACUCACCAGAAGCCAGACUCUUUCCUCUCCUUAUAACACACAUCUGGUUCCCAGUAUCUUCGUACCCUUUUGCCUAGCCUUUGCAAAAGCCUGUGUGUCUUGUUUGACUCGGUGUGAGGAAAACACUCGGAGAUCUAUCACGCCUUCUUCAUAGCUCUAAUUCAGUUGACUUUUCAUCAUGGCUUCCUUCUUGCGUCGAACCUUCUCGCGCCUCACUCUCUCGCGUGCUCGUGCCCAGCACUCUGGCGUACAGGAAGAUUCUAAGGAAGCCGCCGACUCGGAUUGGGUUCUUCUAGUGCUCUGGAAAGUCUACAGAAGAGCCGAGGAUGCCGCCUCAGACUCGUUCACACGGGGCGAAAUGAGUCUCUGGAAUGUCGAAAUAACAAGUUUUGAUCCUCUCGAUUCCAGAAAGCCCGACAAAACCUCCUGUCUCGAUCCUGCUGCCUACUUCGUCCCGCUUCCCAUGGAUGUCCAUGAAAAACACCCAAGAAUCGUUGACAAGGAAACCGAAGACCACCUAAACCUAUAUCAAAAAACCCUCGCACCUAACUACUCCCCUUACCGCAAUGGCAUACUCAGGGACCCAGAGGGACGCGCGACAAGCCUAGCCGCACGCUUUCGUUAUGAAAUGAGCAUCAGUCGCAAGGAUCUCGACCCGGAGUACGGGGACACCACAUUGCGUUUCGCAACCAAAUGGAGGUCAGAAACAAACUUCCACAUUGAUGGAUUUCCCGACCGCGAGGUUCGGUCAGGACGCGGCCUAUAUGCGGCCAACGACAUAUUCGUGAACUCGAAACACCCCCACGUGAAGGUCAUCCUAAGCAAUGCGGUUCGUCCAGAGAAAGACGAUGAUCUGCUCCGGUCUGAGCUGCUAGUCAUACUCGCGGCUAUGCACUCACGUCUGCGCGUCGAGUCUUUUCUUGAUCAUGUCAUUAUGCCAGUGAUGGUCUUCUCGUUCAUGCCCCCUUCCCACGUGCGCGUCCUCAUGGCAAUCUUUGACGGCCAAAAGAUCCGGAUCUCUAUGUCCGGUCUGAUGCCUUGCUCCGCAACCUCCCAGGAUCUCUACGACACGCUCGUGCGCUACCUUGCCGGUGGCACUAAUCCCAAGGUCGAUACGAAGAAGUUUCCAGUUCACCCGGUUGCGAGACAUAUGGAGGAAUUGUAGUUUCUGGUAUCGGGCAACCACAUCGGCGGUUUGAGGAAAUGGGUUUUGAUGGUUGAGGAUGAGAUUUUCCACAUGAUGAUGCUGACAUUGUGAUGUUUUUAUUUGCAAUUCAAUGAAAUUCUU